This is a messenger RNA of Cricetulus griseus (Chinese hamster), 3624 nucleotides long. Lineage: Eukaryota; Metazoa; Chordata; Mammalia; Rodentia; Cricetidae. The record is from RefSeq and is a predicted model, not a curated record.
CUCACUGAUUGGCUAGUGGGGCUGGCUGCUGCGAUCAGCCUAUCCACCCCUCCCCCCAGGACUGGGGAUUACAGGAUGAUUGAGGAAGGUGGGAACAAGAGGAAGACCAUGGCGGAGAAGAGGCAGCUCUUCAUAGAAAUGCGUGCUCAGAAUUUUGAUGUCAUACGACUGUCAACUUACAGAACAGCUUGCAAGUUACGAUUUGUACAGAAGCGAUGCAACCUUCAUCUCGUUGAUAUCUGGAACAUGAUUGAAGCUUUCCGAGACAAUGGCCUUAACACACUAGACCAUACCACUGAGAUCAGUGUGUCCCGCCUUGAGACCGUCAUCUCCUCCAUCUACUAUCAGUUGAACAAGCGCCUUCCUUCUACUCACCAAAUCAGCGUGGAACAGUCCAUCAGUCUCCUCCUCAACUUUAUGAUUGCCGCGUAUGACAGUGAGGGCCGAGGCAAGUUGACCGUAUUUUCAGUUAAAGCUAUGUUAGCAACCAUGUGUGGUGGAAAAAUGCUGGACAAAUUGAGAUAUAUUUUCUCCCAGAUGUCAGAUUCCAGUGGCUUGAUGAUGUUUGGCAAGCUUGACCAGUUUCUGAAGGAAGCCCUGAAGCUCCCGACAGCAGUCUUUGAAGGGCCAUCCUUUGGUUACACGGAACACGCAGUCCGCACCUGUUUUCCUCAACAGAAGAAGAUAAUGCUGAAUAUGUUUUUAGACACCAUGAUGGCCGAUCCUCCUCCCCAGUGCCUUGUCUGGCUACCUCUCAUGCACAGGCUUGCCCAUGUGGAGAACGUCUUCCAUCCUGUGGAGUGCUCCUACUGUCACUGUGAGAGCAUGAUGGGCUUCCGAUACCGAUGCCAGCAGUGCCACAAUUAUCAGCUCUGCCAGAACUGCUUUUGGCGUGGCCAUGCCAGUGGCACUCACAGCAACCAGCACCAGAUGAAGGAACAUUCCUCUUGGAAAUCCCCUGCAAAGAAGCUGAGCCAUGCAAUUAGUAAAUCUUUGGGCUGUGUACCCUCCAGAGAACCCCCACAUCCUGUUUUUCCUGAGCAACCCGAGAAACCACUUGACCUUGCACACAUAGUUCCUCCUCGACCUCUGAAUAUGAAUGACACCGUGGUUAGCCACAUGUCGUCUGGAGUGCCCACUCCCACCAAGAGGUUACAGUAUAGCCAGGACACGCCCAGUCUCUUGGCCGAUGAGCAUGCGCUGAUAGCCUCCUAUGUGGCCCGUCUGCAACACUGCACACGUGUCCUGGACAGUCCUAGCCGACUGGAUGAGGAGCACCGGCUUAUAGCUCGUUAUGCUGCCCGACUGGCUGCAGAGGCAGGAAACAUGACCCGUCCUCCCACUGAUGCCAGCUUCAACUUUGAUGCCAACAGACAACAGAGACAGCUCAUUGCAGAACUGGAAAACAAGAACAGAGAGAUCCUGCAGGAGAUCCAGCGCCUGCGGCUGGAGCACGAGCAGGCUUCCCAGCCCACUCCUGAGAAGGCGCAGCAGAACCCCACGCUGCUGGCAGAGCUGCGCUUGCUCAGGCAAAGGAAAGAUGAGCUGGAGCAGAGGAUGUCAGCGCUGCAGGAGAGUAGGCGGGAGCUGAUGGUACAGCUGGAGGGGCUGAUGAAGCUGCUAAAGGCUCAAGCCACAGGGUCACCUCACACAUCACCCACUCAUGGAGGUGGCCGCCCUAUGCCCAUGCCUGUGCGUUCCACGUCUGCUGGCUCCACCCCUACCCAUGGCCCACAGGAUUCACUGAGUGGAGUUGGGGGCGACGUACAGGAGGCCUUUGCACAAGGUACGAGGAGAAACCUCCGUAACGAUCUGCUGGUGGCUGCCGACUCCAUCACCAAUACCAUGUCAUCUCUGGUGAAGGAGCUCCAUUCAGGUGAAACCCAGAGCUCCCCACCGGUCUCCGCCUCCCCUCUGUGCCCCUCUGUGCCUGCCCUCUCCUGCCACCAGGCACACGGCGCUUCUUUCCAGUCCAUUCUCCCUUCUAGGAACACACAGGAGCUUCACCCAGUGCCUCCCUCCCACAUGUGAUCACAGUUUGUAUUAAGAACAGUCUGAAGGAGCAGACACAAUUCCAACUUGAAGCAAAGUCUGCUCUUCAGUGCAGCCAAAGCCUCCCCUCACUGUCUCCACCUACACUUUGUCCACAGUGGCUCUUUCCCUAGGCUGGCCAUCGCCUCAUUCUGAAGCUAUCCUGGAUGUGGCAGCAGUCAGCACCAAUCCACCUAUCUCUCUUCCAGCCGCCCUCUGGCUUCCUGCUGUUUGAUUCUGUUUUGAAACUCUUGUCUUCUCCUUUUGUCCAUGACCAGGCUCUGAUCUGACCUGAAGGUCCCAGCUGCAGCUCCCUCUGUUCUUCAUGUUUGGUCCUUCUUGACUUCUUUCUCCUUCCCUCCAUGACUCAGCCAGUGUAGUGGCUUCCCAGAGUUCUCUGCUUCACAGUGUUUUCCUCUUACAUGAAACCUGGGAAAGAGAGAAAGGACAAAACCACCAUAUCUCCAAGUACUUGCCAGCUCCAUCAGUGACAUGGCCACUCGGAGCUUAGGGAUUAUUUUCUAGCUAUGGCAUCCUUUGAGAGCUGCAUCAUUUACACCGAAGGCCCAUCUCUGUCUUAGUUACCCAAACAUUGCUUGUGAGUGCUCUGCAGUGGCUUACAGAGCUGUCAAGCAAAAGCACAGAGCAGUGUUUCCAGGGCCGUUCAGACACUCUCGUGAAAGGGAAGCCCAGGAUGUUUGCAGCAGGGGAAAGCAUCUCCUUUAGGGCUGUCAUCCUUUCCACACCUCAGCCCUCAAGUCCAUGUGUUUUCUUCAGAAGAGAUUACACCUGUGGCCUGAUUGGCUUUCCCAGCUCAGGUCAGUCACCUGUCCUGCCACAGGCAAUAUGAUGCCCUCACCCUCUUUCAUCCUAUUUCUCAUGCCCACACCGAAGCCCAGCCCUCACUGAACAUGCACAAAGCAGGGUGUAGGGGUGAGGGGUAACCUCAGGAAGACCUCACAGCUGAUUUGAAUACCCUUACUCUAAUAUACUUCCCUAAUAGACUUCACUUACAGUUUUAGAGGGAGUUUCUUAGGGAUUUUUAGGACAUGCAGAUGAAGUACAGUUAGAGUUUAUGCAAAGCAAGUGGCUCACGAGCUCAGUACUCAAGAAUGAGAAUGUAAUUUGAUUGACAGAAAACUGAGUCAGUCAUGGUAUUGCAUGCCUGCAAUCCCCCGUACUUGGGAGGCUUAUGAAGAAGUCAAAGGUUAUAUGGUGGGAGGAGGACGAGAGAACAUCAAUUAAUAUGAAAAGUUGGUUUUAAUAAAAUUGUGUCAUUUAGAAGGUAUGUUAGUGAUCCUGUUGUCCAGCCUUAUUUUAGAAAUGUGGUGAGGGGUUUUUCAGAAAAGUUAAUUUGUUUGAGAUCACAUUGCAUGCAGAGGCAAAGCUAGUUCUAGAGCUUGGGUGUAGAGAAACAUGAUGCCAGACUCUGAGCUGACCCAGGACAGACAACAAGGCAGGUUCUGCGAGGCCCCUAUCCCAAGCACAGAAGCCUAUCGUCUGACACAGAUGAAUGCACACAGGAUCCACCCAGUACCCUUGUUAAACACAGAAUAAAUCCUAUCCCUCAGUGAAUGGGAGAGUCCUGCCCAA